This is a messenger RNA of Closterium sp. NIES-67, 481 nucleotides long. Lineage: Eukaryota; Viridiplantae; Streptophyta; Zygnematophyceae; Desmidiales; Closteriaceae. The record is from the annotation of a GenBank genome assembly.
GAGAUAUUCCUGUGGAGACACUCGCACGAUUCGAGAAGGACGUGAAGCGAAUCGACAUCGGGUUCCUGGCGAUAGCAACAGAGGUGGAGAACAACGAAGAGAAGACCUCGGAACCUCCAGGAAAAAUCAAGGAAUUGCUGGAGGAGUUCCAAGACAUUCUUCCUGACGAUCUUCCGAGCGAGCUACUGCCAUACCGAACGCAUCAACAUGAGAUUGUGGAGGAACCAGGUUUGAAGCCGACCUUCCGAGCCCCAUAUUGGCUCAGCCCCACUGAGCUGACCGGCAUGAAAAAACAGAUCGAGUAUCUCCUCGCCAAAGGACUCAUCCGACCAUCCACUUCGCCAUACGGUGCCCCAGUGCUCUUCACACCAAAACUGGACGGAAGCCUGCGCAUGUGCAUUGAUUACCGAGCUCUCAACAAGCAGACCAUCAAGAAUAAAUAUCUGAUACCAUGAAUCGAUGACCUGCUUGACCAGCUUCG